CCACCGGUCAAAGAUCGACCGCGCCGAUUCUGGCAGCACUCCUCUUCCCUCGGCUCCUCCUCCGCCACCGCCCGCCGCUCCAUUCGGCGCCGGCGCCGGCGGCCGUCGACUCAAAAUUCCAUCUCAGAUCGAUGAGAGCUCUGUCGCCACCAUUACGCUGAUCUGCAAGGCUCUGCAGAAAUGCAGUGUAAUUGAGUACAUGGAAAGUCCCUGAGACGUUUUGCAGACAGAGGGUUUAUUGGUUGUAAUUGCAAGGGAAAUACUGAUUGUUCCAUGCUUUUGGUACCUCAAUUGCUUUUUUCGCACGCUGUAUGAAUAUUAGAACCUUAUGUUUUGUUACCCGGUGGACCAGUGCAAAAUUCUGGUUAACCUCUUUUGCUCUAGGGUGCUGAGGUUUUCUGUUUUAUGCACGAGUUUCUGAGAGCUCUUGGGUGAGUCUGGGUCUGCAGACCUAGUAAGCAGUUGGCAAGCACAAUGGCCAAGAUCAGGGAUCGCACUGAGGACUUCAAAGAUGCAGUGCGACAGAGUGCUAUUUCUAUGGGAUAUAACGAGUCCAAGCUGGCCGCUACCAUGGCAUCUUUCAUAAUACACAAGCAGCGGGAAAGAUCAGCUUUCACCAAGGCAGCACUAAAAACGCUUGAAAGCAUCCAAACUUUGGAACAAUUUAUGAGGAAGCAUCGGAAGGACUACGUGGACCCACUCCGCACCACAGAACAGGAGAGAGAUAGCAUUGAACAGGAAGUUACUGCUUUCAUCAAAACUUGCAAAGAACAGAUUGAUAUCCUGCAAGUUAGCAUAACUGAGGAGGAAAAAAAGUUGAAGGGAUGGCUUGCCCUUAGUGCUGAUGGCUCUAAUGCUGAUACCAUAGCACACAAACAGGGAGUGGUAUUGAUCUUAAGUGAGAAGCUUCAUUCUGUCACUGCACAGUUUGAUCAGCUUAGAGCCAUACGCUUCCAGGAUGCCAUCAAUAGGGUGACACCUAGAAGAAAACCUAAACAAUCUACCAGUUCAAUUCCUGUAGAUAACUCAAACGGUAAUGUGGAAUUCAAAGAGUCUAACGAAGUUCCAGGUGAGCUUCUGAGAGUCCAGCAACAACACUUGGAUGAUGAGACCCGUGCCCUUCAGGUAGAGUUGACGAGCCUUCUAGAUUCAGUCCAACAAACGGAAACGAAGAUGGUGGAAAUGUCUGCAUUGAAUCACCUCAUUUCCACACAUUUGUCUUUGCAUGGUUUAUAUACCCUAGUGUCUACUGUAUGUUGUGCCGCAUUAUAUGUUGCCCUUUGAUUUGGGUUUUUCAGCUUAACCUGGACAGCUACUAGGUGAUGUUAUAGUAAUAUCUUUACUGAUGGCGUAUGCUAUCCUUUAGAUUUAUUGCAAUUAUAUCACUAUUAAUCAUAAAUUUUGAGUAGGUGAAUGUCAAAAGUGGUAAAACUCGUGUUCAAAUUGGAGAAGUUGACUUCUAAACCAAGUUGGUUGUUCAAAUUUCCCUCUAGUAGAUUGUCUCCCUUUCUCUAUUUGAGGGAAAAAAUUAUUAGGUGGAUGUAUCCAUCUGAACAUUGAAUUAAUUGUUUCGAUGUGGAAAGCUGGGGGACCCACUAGAUUGAAUUAUUC
This is a messenger RNA of Eucalyptus grandis, 1611 nucleotides long. Its product is annotated as syntaxin-81. The transcript has 8 exons. NCBI's taxonomy places the organism in Eukaryota, Viridiplantae, Streptophyta, Magnoliopsida, Myrtales, Myrtaceae. Gene Ontology annotation, cellular component: SNARE complex; membrane; endoplasmic reticulum. The record is from RefSeq and is a predicted model, not a curated record. Gene Ontology annotation, biological process: retrograde vesicle-mediated transport, Golgi to endoplasmic reticulum. The coding region runs from base 475 to 1284 and encodes 269 amino acids.